Messenger RNA from Mycena citricolor, 4640 nucleotides. The record is from the annotation of a GenBank genome assembly. Lineage: Eukaryota; Fungi; Basidiomycota; Agaricomycetes; Agaricales; Mycenaceae.
CGUCGAUUCAAGGGUCUCUGUCCCAAACCCUGAAUGCCAUCUCAAUCAGUCAAACCGAGCUAUCCGCUAAUUAUGUUUCAAACACCCUCCGUACCUUCCUCUACAGAUACCGAAUCGACGGUCUCGAAACUCACGGGUGUUCGCCAUAUGGUACGACAGGUACCCCCGUCCGCCAAUUGGGAUCUAGCAAUCACUCGGUUGCAUUGUCUUACUUCGGGCCUUCCAUCAGCGUAAAGCGAGCAGGCAAAGAACAAAGCACUGGAUUCCCCACCGGGCUCAAGAAGAACAAUAGAUGACAAGGCUUUGGCCCUCACGCUGAGAUCAGCAUCAGAGCUCAAAGCGCCGGCCCAGGAUUAUAUAUAAGAGAGACGGAGGAGACGUGCGUGGCUUUUUCCUAAUACCUAUCUGUUGCCCGACCGAACAAUGCAGACACCAGCGGAUGCGUGCACGAUACCCAUAUCCGUGCGCCCUGGCGCGCAGCGCACACUCACCGCCGUCGGGCGGGGCAUCAAGGCUAUCUUGCAAACGGCCGUGUCAGGCCGGCUUAUCAUCCGCCCGAAACGCCCCGAAGAAAGGCUUGCGAUCGAGAAACGAACUGCGGGGAACCAGAAGGAGGUGGAGGGGAGGGACACCGAGGAGACAGUGGUGACGGAGGAGGAUCACGGGGAGGGAGAGAAGAGUGACGAGAUACCCGAUGACACGGAAGUCUACAUGAAGAGCGAAAUCGCUGGCUGGUACACCCCGCCCCCGACUCCCGGGGCUCGCUGGCCUGCUUCCGCCGUGACUGCGCCGAGCGUGUGGCCAAACUUCGCGACGACGGAGCCUGUGGACGAGAUCCACCAAACGCUUGUUGAGCUCGGGAUCAAAGUGCGGGACUUUGCGUAUCCCAGCCAUUGUGUGGCGCGCACCGACCCUCUUGCACCAGAGCCAAUGAAACUUUUGUCUGGUGAAACGUCGCCGCUAGUCCCCACACCGGACAUUCCUCGCCAGGGUACACCCUGGGAGCCACCACACCCGAGCCUUCGCCCGCUGCCCGAAUCGUCUGCUCUCAAAAUCCGCGAUGCCCUCUGCAAGAAAUAUGACGUGCCGAUGCUCAAGCCGGCUCGUGUGCCGAUGUACGAGACUCACCGGAUCCCCGCCCCGUUCAGUCCCGUGCAGAUCGUGAUGUACAUCGAGGGCCGGCUGUCCCAGACUCCGCGGACGAUUCCAAUUCUAGGGAUGUACACGCGCAGACUCCUCUCGAUUUCACCGUUUCUGGUCGAUCUGUCGCGCUACCACGAGAUGGAUCUGGAAGAGCUCCGUCGGUACGAUGCGCGCAUCCUGCGGCGGGCCGUGGAAGCCGGGAUCGAGCCGUAUCCCUGGAAGGUCGUGGGCGUGCCGCACGGGUGGGCGCCUUCGCCGGAGUGGCAAGAUCUUCUAGCACUGGUCGGGAGGACGGACAUCGAGGAGUGGUAUGACCCCCAGACGCAGGGCACGCUGCUGACUACCUUCAUCCAAGAACGGCGAAAGGACGAUCUCUGGGAAAACGAGGAGUUGGACAGUCUUGCCGCGGAGAACGCUGGGCACGGCCUGUCUCCGGGAAAGUACUUGACUAGUCCAACGUCAUCGAGCCAGAAAGCCUCGCUCGACCCGGAUACGGUGAAACGCUUCGUCGAGCAUCCAGACACAACGGAGGCCAGCGAGUACUUCCGGGACGUCCGGGCGGAGCUGGACCUGGUCAACGAAGACAUGCUGACAGGGAGGCAGAAGAUUCUGACAUGGUUCAAACGCCGGGACAGCUACGUUCCAGAGGGCCCCGAAUUCGACUACCUCUCGGAUCUCGUGCUCCUGCUGGGUCACGUCGACCGUGCGGCUCGCCUGCCCGCGGAGGUUCCCGACGGACCUGACGUUCGCGCUCUGACUCGCCAGUUCUAUCCCGGCAUGCGGACUCCCUUCAUCCCCGGUCUGACUGACCCCUACGGUGAUGUAGUCGCCUAUUGGGGCCCGGAUGCCGUCUGGGAUCUGUACCGGAUGUUCGCUGCUCCUCCGCCAACAGAGCCGGGAAAGACACUGAACCACUACCUGGAAACGUACUCGACGAUCACCACCUCUGCGACGCCGAUCGUCACGGCCGUCACGGACGACUCCUUCUUGAUGAAUAGCAUAUCGAGCAACGUCUACGACGUGGCGACCUAUGAAGAAUCUGCACAGGAUAUCAAGACUGCGCGGAGGUUGUGUGCCUUGAAAGAAGAGAGAGCGCAGCAGCAAGCUUUGGAAGAAGCCAAACGCGUCCAUGCGGGGCGUCAGAGCCAGUCGCCACCGCUCAAGCGCAAGGCUGAGGUCGACGAGCUUCCGGAGGGGGAAACUGAAUCAAAGAAAGCGCGUACUGAAGUGUAGAUAGUCUACUCAAAUUGACGUUGCUCUUGCAAUAACAGACGGAAGAUUGUACCAGCCCCUUCUAAUUGAUGAAAGAUGUCGUCUGUCAGAAAAACAGACACGUGACGAAUUACCGUCCUAUUAUACCAUCGACGGUCGCUUCCUCUACUGCGAAACCAUCAACGAAGGAGGCAGGGAAUGGACUGCCUUUUCGCCAAUGAACCUAUGUGCAAAUUUCCAUGCAGAACCGCAUUGCGCCCUCCAUGAAUAGCCUGACUGACAAGCCACUAUCGGUGGGGUCGAUCUAACUAUUUUCGGCGCCAACUGUGCUCUUGCGACUCAAGACACUGAACAACCCAUCGAUAUCCCCCUCCCGCAAAGCCAUGAUAGGCCCGAAAUUUGUGCAAGCCAGGAACCGGGUUCUGCCCCCAGUCCUCUCAAGAGACGCAACUGCAAUCCUUUGCAAGCUGAUUAGCAUCUCCACUGAAUCCGGGUGUCUUCCAUGAAGCCGUUCCUGUGUGACAGGUGCUGGGCGCUGACAGGCCAUUGCCCAUGUAUAUGGCCAAGGCUGGCCAGCCGCGGUCCAAUCGACGCUCUUCGGGGCCCUGACACCAGACACCUGCGAUCCCAGUCUACACAACUGCAGGAGCGCCUUCUCCAUCGUCUGGGGAUGCCUCACCACGCUCUUCGCCUGCACGUGGGUCUCCGUUCACCCGAACGUCCCGUCGCCGCAUAAAGGCUCGUUUGGGAAAGUCUGGGGGAGACUGAAGCUCAUGCUUGUGGCCCUGAUCGCGCCGGAGCUGAUCGUCGGAUUCGCGGCGAGGCAGAUGCUUGCGGCGCGGUUCUUCUCGCGAGCACUGGGUGUAUCCAAGACCCACGGCUUCUUCAUUACGAUGGGGGGCUUUGUGUCCGGGAUCGGACAUCAUCCACUCGUCACGCUCGGGCAGCUCAAUCCUGUGGUGGUAGACAUCAAGCACGUGCGGAAAGAGGAGAUCCAGGACAAGAGCAAGGGCGAUGCCCUCGCGAAGAUGGUUGCGAUCGGCCAGUUGAUCUGGUUCACCACGCAGUGCACGUUCCGGGUGCUGCAGCAUCUGCCCCUCACUGAGCUCGAGGUCGCGACGUUCGCGUUUGCGUCUGUCGACAUCUUCAUCUGGAUGCUGUGGUGGGGCAAGCCGCUCGGUGUGGAGGAGCCCAUCCCCAUCGGCCCUGUCAGUGAUCUGCGCGAAGAGGAGUCGACGAUCCCCUGGCUCACCAAGUUCAUCGGGGUGCUGCUGGGCUCAUACGGCAAGAACUACAACCCGCAGACGUCGAGCUCGGUCCCGUCCUACUGGUCGAUGGACUACGACGACUCACCGCACGGGGACAGCACCAGCUUCUUCGUGGAAUGCAUCACCGCGCUGCUGUUCGGUGCACUGCACUGCAUCGCGUGGAACGCCGCGUUUCCGACCGUCUGGGAGAUGCGGCUUUGGCGCUUGUCCUCGCUGUUCGUUACGUUCGCGCCGGUCGUGCUGUUGCUGUUCGGGUUCGCGGUGAUGCUGUCCCUCAAGCACGAAAAAUACACGCCGGUUGCGUUCCGGCUCGUGCUGGUUUUCCUCAUCCUCGUUCCGUUCUAUGUCGUGGCGCGCCUGCUGCUGCUGGGACUUCCAUUCGCGGCUCUGCGCAAUCUUCCGUCGGGCGCGUUCAUCGAUGUGAACUGGAAAAAAUACAUGCCCAGCUUCGUCGCCAAGUAUAAUUAGAACCUAUACGAACGUUUCGUCCGCUUUCUUGCUUAUAUUCUAGAGGUAUUGGGUAAUAGUGGAGGACAAUUGCAAUCAUGUACUCGCAUAGUGUAACGACAAGUCAACUUUGUGGCCACUCAAUGUCGUCGCUGACAAAAACUAACAACCUCUCGAUGUCUGGAUCAAUCUUCUCCUGCCGGAGCCGCUGCUCAAACUCUACCCUCAUCCACUCCGAAUGCCAGACACCACGGAUCUCCAGCCGCCGAAGCCGUCGGAUGAAACGGGAUUCUCUGAUCGUCUGCAUCAGAUUCGCCACGGUCGUCGUCCCACUGACGCGCGACUCUAAGGAAGGAUAAUCGAAGAUUAUCUUCACACCAAGGCACAGGAUCUCCAGCGGCGCCUCGUCCAUGCUCUCUAGCAUAGAUAUCACUCGGGGACCGGUCCUGAUCCCGGAGAUCUGACCGUCAGCAAGCGUUUCUCCCGUCGCAUAGCCAACGAAAAUUGUUGCGCCGAUGUGUAAAGAUCGGAGCGCGGAGGAGGGGAAGGUCGUAAUGGCCGCAGGAAGAU